Molecule: messenger RNA, 2622 nt
Organism: Debaryomyces fabryi
Lineage: Eukaryota; Fungi; Ascomycota; Pichiomycetes; Serinales; Debaryomycetaceae
Product: tRNase Z
Exons: 1
Coding region: 1-2622 (873 amino acids)
Biological process (GO): mitochondrial tRNA 3'-end processing
Cellular component (GO): mitochondrion
Molecular function (GO): 3'-tRNA processing endoribonuclease activity
Source: RefSeq, a predicted model, not a curated record
AUGUUCACGGUCACAACUAUAUCACACAAGACUAGUGAUUCUCGCCAUCCGUUGGUUAUGUUGACCAAUCGCGAAGGUUAUAGGUAUCUUUUUGGAAAGAUACCAGAAGGAUCCCAGAGAAUAUUAAACGAAAACAGAUUUAGAUUAGGUAAAUUGAAAAGCAUCUUCCUCAGUGGAACUAUAUCUUCGUGGUCGGAGAUUGGUGGACUUCCGGGUUUGUUCUUAACUAUUAGUGAUUCUACAAAGAAAAGUAUUGAUAUUUUUACAAAUUCGGGUAAGAUAACAUCUUUCAUCGUUGCUACUUGGAGGUAUUUUGUUUUCAGAAAAGGUGUUGAAUUAAAAAUCAAUGAUAGUAACGAACAUGAUAUAAUUGCUGAUAGUAAUUUAAUUAUCAAGCCAGUUAAAAUUGAAAGCAAUAGAACCACUAGCAUAAAUGAAGACGUAUCUAACACAUUACAUCAACAACUCAAAAAGCUCAUUUCGUUGAUGUUUCCCAUGGAUACAAGUAAGGUGAAUGAUCCUGAUCCAACUUCUUAUAAAUCCGACCCUAGUGAGACUGAAAUCCAAACUCAUGUCAGACUCCCAAACCCGUUUAAUCUUCUUCCAACUUAUCAACAACCCUCUUUAAAUUAUCUUAUUAGAUUCCUCCCAAUAAGAGGGAAGUUUGAUCCAGUAAAAGCCAAAAGUUUAGGAAUUAAACCAGGUAUCGAUUUCCGUAAGUUAACUCAAGGACAUGAGAUAAUAAAUGACAAGGGUGAGACUGUUCAUCCACAUCAGGUUAUCGAAGAAUCUAAACUGUUUCUGAAAUUAUUGAUUCUUGAUAUUCCAAAUGCAUCUUAUUUAUCGAACACUCUCAGUUGUGAAGAAUGGUUUCAAAAGAAUGAAAAUAUCGGCCAAGAAGAUAUUGGUCUUGUUUAUCAUUUCUUAGGGGAUGAUAUUGACUUUAAUCUGUCUGAAUAUUUGAAUUUUAUUAAAAGCUUCCCAGAUAAUUGUAAGCAUGUUAUAAGUCACUCAAAAUUAUCCGAUGAUACAUUGGUUUUUAAGACUUCAGCCAUUAAUUUAUUAAAAUUGAAAUGUUUACAAAAAGAUAAUUUCAAUUUGCCAUAUAUUGAAUCCUAUAAGCCUUUAGAGGGUGAUAAGGCCAUUCAUAAGCUUCAACAAUUACAACAAUUCCAUAUCGAAACUUCAUCUAUUAAAGCUGAUGCUUCUUUAAUUUCUAAUGACACUUGGUCGUCGUUGUAUGAUUCAAACAUUCUACCAUUGGAUAUAAAACAUGUUAACAAGAUGGACAUUUUAGAAAGUAAACCUAUAUCAUUAGACCAAGUACCAGGAUCAAUGAAAGAUCAAGUUCAAGUAGUGACCCUAGGCACUGGUUCCGCAUUACCGUCUAUUCAUCGCAAUGUUAUCUCAACAUUAGUGAGAAUACCAUACAUCGAUAAUAAUACCGUCAAGUUUAGAACAAUCAUGUUAGAUGGAGGAGAAAAUACUCUAGGAACUAUGAUAAGAAAUUUUGGUCACAACAAUCAGGAGCAAUUGAUCAAAAUUUUCGAAGAGUUGUGUUUAAUUCAUCUAAGUCAUCUACAUGCUGACCACCAUUUAGGAAUCAUAUCAAUAAUUAAUAAAUGGUUUGAAGUUAAUACUGAUUCCGAAAAAAAGCUUUAUUUGAUUAUUCCAUGGCAAUAUAAUAACUUCAUAAAAGAAUGGUAUUCUUUAAAGGAACAAAGUUAUAAUAAAAUUGAUUUGAAUAGAAUUGUCUAUUUGAGUUGUGAAGAUUUCGUAAAAGAUAGACAACCUCAAUUUCAGCAAGUUUCUAUCGAUGAAUUUGAAAGAAAGUUUGACAAUAAUGAGUUCAACCAGGUCAUACCUAGAGAGCAAUUGGCGCCUAAGAACCACGCCUUGAUCAAUGAUUUGUUCAAGAGCUUAGGAAUAAAUUAUAUUCAAACUGUGAGAGCAAUUCAUUGCUAUUGGUCAUAUUCUAUAAGUAUUGAUUUUGCAUUGCCCUCUGAGGAAUCCUUUAAAGUUUCCUACUCGGGGGAUACAAGACCAAACCCAAAGUUUGUUGACAUUGGUUAUGGGAGUGAUUUAUUGAUACACGAAUCUUCUUUAGAUCAUGAAUUGAUUGAAGAAGCUAUUUCCAAAAAACAUUCAACUAUGAUAGAAGCAAUCACAGUAUCAAAAUUAAUGAAUUGUGCUAAAGUAAUAUUAACUCAUUUCAGUACAAGAUACUCAAAUAAAGCAAAUUUGCUUAUUGAGAAUAAUGAGCUAAUUAAACUUUCUAGUAAUUUGAAAGACUAUUUACUUAGGUACGGAUCUACGCCAAAUAUUUUUGUUGCUGAGAAGUCAAAUAGAAGACCUACAAAAGAAUUUGAAGACCUACAGAUAUGCUUUGCGUUCGACAUGAUGAAUAUAAGGUUCAAUAACUUGCAUUUGCAAAAAGACAAAUACAGAGAAAUCUUAGAAAUAUUCCAAACUGACGAUGAUUUGAAUGAAGAAUUGAAUGAUAAAAGAGAAAAGGAAUUGAGAAAGCAACGCGAAAAGCGUGAAGCUAAGCGAAUGCAAAGAUUAUCUAUUAAAAACGGCAAAAAAAAAAGAAGAGUUAGCAGCGAUGAAGAAAUCGUUUGA